This is a messenger RNA of Cheilinus undulatus (humphead wrasse), 3562 nucleotides long. RefSeq names its product solute carrier family 22 member 13-like. Gene Ontology annotation, biological process: transmembrane transport. The record is from RefSeq and is a predicted model, not a curated record. The transcript has 10 exons. Gene Ontology annotation, molecular function: transmembrane transporter activity. Bases 13 to 1608 code for a protein of 531 amino acids. Gene Ontology annotation, cellular component: membrane. NCBI's taxonomy places the organism in Eukaryota, Metazoa, Chordata, Actinopteri, Labriformes, Labridae.
UCACAGGCUAACAUGGCUGAUUUUGGUGAGAUCCUGGAGCAUGUUGGAGAAUUUGGAUUAUUCCAGCAGCUUCUUCUGCUUGCAAUUUGCUUUCCAAAUUUUAUUCAGUCUUUCAUUUUUGCAAGUUUUGUUUUUGUGGAGUUCAAUCCAAAUCGACACUGUAACACAGACUGGAUCCUUCAGGCGGACUCCACAUUGAGCCCAAAGGAGCAACUGAACCUGACUCUGCCCCGAGAGGAGGAUGGGAGCUUUAGCAGGUGUCAGAUGUUCACACCUAUUGGCUGGAACAUUAGUGCCAUCAGGGAGUACGGACUCAAUGAGACCACAGGGUGCCAGGAUGGAUGGAUUUACCUCAACAACCUGUUUGACAGCACCAUUGUCACUGAUUUUGAUCUAGUUUGUGACCAGGCCAAUUUGGUGGAAGUGAUCCAGGCAGUGUUCAUGGCUGGUCUUCUCAUUGGUUCGCUCAUAUUUGGACCUUUGGCUGAAUCGUUAGGUCGCAAACGAGCAAAUCAAAUCCCAGCAGUGUUCAUGUUUUUUUUUGUCGUAGCAGUGGCCUUUAGCCCAAAUUACUACCUUUACUUAGCCUUUCAGUUCUUGGUGGGAGUUGGAGCUGGAGGUUAUAAAAUCAACUGUAUUAUAUUGACCACUGAGUGGAUCGGUGCGUCCAAACGUUCAUGGGGAGCGUGUGUGACUCAGUUAUUCGGUGCAGUGGGUCACUGUGUCCUCGCUGGUGUGAUCUACUUCGUCAGAGACUGGAGAGUCGCUCAGCUCAUCACAGUAGCUCCACUCAUACUGAUUGGUAUCUACAUAUGGUUUAUUCCAGAGUCAGCUCGAUGGUUGUUGAACAGAGGAAAGACAGAGGAGGCCAAACAGCUGAUCUUAAAGGCAGCAGCCAUUAACAAACGCACUGUUCCAGACCAUGUGCUAGAGAAGAUUGACAUAAAAGAAGCUGAAAACGAAGCAGGCAUUAAAGGUUUAUUCAAAUCCCCGGUGCUGGUUAAAUACUUUUUCAUCAUAGCACUGGCAUGGUUUGCUACGACCCUGGCUGUAUUCUGUCUCUACUUCAAUAUGGCAAACUUAGGCUUGAACAUCUUCCUCACUCAGUUCUUGUUUGGAGCGAUUGAAAUACCAGCUCACACACUGAACAUGUGGCUGCUGGAGAUUUUCGGAAGAAAAAAACUAUUCAUAGCUACGAUUCUGCUUGGGGGAAUUGCUUGUAUUCUCAUCUUAGCCGUUCCUCAGGGACAAGACAUUGCUGUUACAUCCUUAGCCGUCAUAGCACGUUUUCUCCUGAUGUGGGGGACUACCAUAUGCAACGUUUACAUCCAAGAGCUGUUUCCAACAUCUGUAAGACAAACAGCCACAGGUUUGGGAGCCAUAGCAGCGAGAGUGGGAGGAAUUCUGGCUCCACUGGUGAACAUGUUGGCUGUCUAUAAUCCAGUCAUACCAACCAUAAUCUUCAGCAGCACUGCGAUCGUUAGCGGCGCUCUCGGUUUCCUGCUGCCUGAGACCAGAAGAAAAGAUCUCCCAGAGACAGCUGAUGAAGCUAAAAACAAGAGAAAUGAGACUUCAACCAACACCUACACAUGUUCAACUAAGCUGUAGAUCUAUGUUUAAAAUGCACUUCUAAACAGAGAAACCAAACAAAGUAGCAGAAGAGGUUGGAAACAGAGUCACGUACGCACAUAUAUUUUUAAAUCAUCUGUUUUGUCCUUCAAGUUGCAACAUAGUUAAGCAACUGCAGGGCAGCAGCUGGAAGCUACAAACCUUACUGUCACUUUUCUUUCCCAGUGAUGGAAUAGACACGUGCAUCUCAAAAAAUCAGACUAUCAUGAUAAAGGUCUUUUUUCCAAUGAUUUAAUUCAAGAAGUGAAAUUUCCACAUAUUCUAGAUUCAUCAUUACAAAGUGAAAUAUUUCAAGACUUUUUUGUAUCAGUGUUGAUGAUUGUGGUUUAAAGCUCACAAAAAUCAAAAAUACACUUUCUCAAAAUAUUAGAAUAUCACAAAACAUCAGUCCGAAACAGGAUUUAUAAUACAGAAAUGUUGACCUUCUUGAAACUUGUCCUCAUUCAUGCACUCAGUCACUGGUCUGGCCCCUUUUGCACAAAUUACUGCAUCUAUGAGACAUUGCACUGAGGCAAUCAGUCCGUGGCACUGCUGGGUUGUUACGAAGCCCAGGUUGCUCUGAUAGCAGCUUUCAGCUCAUCUGUAUUGUUGAGUCUGGUGUCUCUCAUCUUCCUCUUGACAACACCCCAGAUAUUUUUAAAAGGGUUCGGGUAAUCAUCAAGAUUACAACAAUAAAAAGUCUUGGAAUGAUUCAGUUUGUUUGAGAUUAAUCUAGAAUUCAUAAAAUGUAACUUUUGAAGUAAAUCACAGCGAAAAAAUGAACUUUUACAUGAUAUUCUAAUAUUUUUGGAUGCACCUGUGAGUCUACCACUGUCCUUGGAGAUGUCUUAUUUCACUUUGAAAACUCACAGACAGCUCAGUGGAGAAUUAAAAUGUAUCUGCACUUGUUAUAUCAAACAUUCUCUUUUUAAAUUGUUACUUUUAGAUAAUUUGACAUUUUUCUAUCUGUUGUAGUUCUGUUUUUUCCAUGGUUACGCUAAUGUAACUUUUUAUCUACUAAAUAUUCCUUAUUUAAAAUGCAUAUAUAUAUAUAUAAGUAUUUUUUAUCCUAUUAGGAAGUUCAGUAUCCUUUAAACAGUACAAAUUUCAAAGUAAAAGCAUAACAAAAAAAGGGUUUCUUUAGAUUAUCUCUUAGCUUUGUUGUUAACCUUAUCUGGUUUAAGGUUAAACUCAAUAAAAAAUUCCUCCUUAAGGAUCACUGGACAUCAGAAAGUCAUUUUGUACAUGCACUCCUGCAUGUUUCUUGAUGUUUACAGUGUAAAACAUUGUAUUUCACAGAAGCAUAAGUACUUUGAAGCUGUCUGUAGCGAUUAUAUUUGUAAUAACUCUAAAAGGAAUGAUCAUAAAGUACAUCUAUUUGCAUUUGUUUGCAUCCAGAAUCAACCACUUGGCAAUAAUUGCUUCACAUUGUUAACAUAAACUUGAAAAACGUGUUUUUUCCAGAUCUGAUUUCUCAUUUAAAGUAAGUCGCACCUUGUACAUUAAUAUGGCACAUUUGUUAUGAUGUAAAAUGAUAAAAUCAGAUGUACACAUUUGUUUAAUUUGCUUCAUUCACUCUUUUUGUAAGUAACAUUUGUUGUUGUAUAUGCCAGGAAAGAAUAAAACUUUACUUUGAAGAGUCCUUGUGACUCCAUAUCGAAUCAAUCUCUAAAGAAAUUAACAAUAUAUGUAAUUGUGUAAUAUUUGCUUCAGUGCUAGUGGCUGCUUUCAGUGCCUCAGUGGCAUUUAAUACUGCAGUUAUUAAAGAAAGGAGAUUGAUUUUGUAGUAAAGAGAAAACGUCAUUCUGUAGUGUUGGACCAGUUUAAUCUGAUUCGAUUAUUAUUAUAAGGUCAGAUAAUUCUUUUUUUCAAGGUGAGAGCAAUUGUUAGCCAGAAAAUAAAAAAUAAAUAAAACUUUUAUACUAGAUAGAAAUAGGUGAAGCUAUAGAAUAUU